This is a messenger RNA of Penicillium samsonianum, 1494 nucleotides long. Its product is annotated as transcriptional regulator family TF. Lineage: Eukaryota; Fungi; Ascomycota; Eurotiomycetes; Eurotiales; Aspergillaceae. The transcript has a single exon. The record is from RefSeq and is a predicted model, not a curated record. The coding region runs from base 1 to 1494 and encodes 497 amino acids.
AUGGGGAAGGCCUGCGACUAUUGCAACUUGAGUCAAGAGAAAGAGAAACGCACUGCAGGUGCUAGUCCGACAUGCAUCAGAUGUAGUCGUCUAAAGACUGGCUCUACCGCUCUUCAUACAAAGCGCAUGAGAUACCGUACUUCUGCGAAACACUUCCCACAUGAGGAUUUGCGGGUUUCCACUGUGGUGUCGCGACAGCGCGCCAAGUUCAAAAAAAGCGAGAGCCAUGCCUCAUCUUCCUCAUCCAGUUCGGGCUCCUCUUGCAGCUCGCCUCCCAAAGAUGACGAAUCUUGGACACCAGACAGCACCGAUAUCAGGAUAAUAUCGCCAGAGAAAUUACUCGCCGCCCCCGCCAACUUCGAAACGAUAUCAGAUGCGUUGCGCACCGUUGGGGAUUCGGAACAAUUCUCAGUUACACAUGCACCAUUCGUAUUUGGACAUAGUUUUCUUCCGGGAUUCCAAAAGACUAUUUAUGCUGUUUUGCAACUAUCCGCCCCGAUCCUGAUUGAAGGAUACCUGGCCUAUCUUGGACUGAUGACAAAUUACCAAAAUUCCCCUGUUAUACGCCGGAGCCCGCCCGAUAUGUCUAGGGCAGCGAAGGGAUUGCAGCGUCUGAGAAGUGUGGAAAUCACAAACGAUUACGACGCAGCCUGCACUCUCUUCCUGGGCCAGAAAAUGUACGUGUUCGAUGUACUCACGGCAACAUACUCUAGUACAGCCCACACUAUCGUUCGGAGCUCCCUCAUUUCGACCAAAGCAUGGCUUCCCAGAAUGGUGCAAAUCCCAAUGAUGGACAUAAUAACCAUGGCCCCGAUUCUGAUAGACACGGUCGAGUGUUUAAUACACCGUGAGAUCCCUAUAAUACGACUCGAUCCCCAGCGUCGCGUCAUCGUUGACCGCUGUCUUGGUCUUUGCGCAACACUCCUUCCUCAUCUUUACGACAUCUGCGAGUGUAGUAAUACGUUGAAGAGAGAAACUCCUGCUGUCGGGUCUGAAUCACACUCAGCCAUUCAUGACCGACUAGAUGAAAUAGAACAGGCGAUCCGACGCUGGCGGCCCCGAACCCCCACCGGACUGUUCGACACUUACGGCCAGUAUCCGGUUCUAGCAAUGGUGACACAAGCAAAUGUGUAUCGUCUGGCAGCUUUAUUAAUCCUCCAUCGGCUGCGAUAUCCGCUAGGAGUCGAGGAUGGGCCAGCGUGGACACUUGCAAAUGGAAUAUUUUCUGAGUUGUCGUUCUUUGCCAAAUUGGCGGUCAAUGUAAAGGAAUCUAGCGCGCUGCCUGUGGUGUUUCCUUUGACGUUGGCCAUGUUUGAGAUACAUGGACCCGGAGAAGCUUUGGUGGAACGCUUGACCUCAUUCACAGUCCAAAGUGUGUGCAUAUCGCGGCUUCGGGAAUUUGUGAAGUUGGCUAGGGGGUCGAGGGAGUCUGGAUAUGGGGGCAUUUGGUUUGACUUGGUUGAUACACAUCUUCGUGUUGCGGUACCACCGUAG